Messenger RNA from Biomphalaria glabrata, 631 nucleotides. RefSeq names its product temptin-like. The record is from RefSeq and is a predicted model, not a curated record. Lineage: Eukaryota; Metazoa; Mollusca; Gastropoda; Planorbidae. Bases 142 to 567 code for a protein of 141 amino acids. The transcript has 4 exons.
UCCAGGCGAGAUCUACGACAGAUGUUUUGUACUUGGGGAAAAAAAAUUAAACGAGAGAACGUGAUUAGUGAACUUGCAUAAAGAGUUGUCUGCCCAUAGUCAAAGUGGUGAUAGUGUCUGUGAGUAGAUCGCAGCUGUAACAUGACCAUGUUGGCGUUCACAUUCCUUGCUUGUCUCCUGGUGACUGUCUCUGGCUUCAUAAACUAUCAAGAUUUGAUUCCCAACGGAAGUAUCGUACCAAAUCCAUGUCGUAUUGGCCUCUGGCCAGCUGUUGGCCAUUUGACUGCUGAAGGCGGAACACUUAGGAACACUUUUGGCGCGGACUUUGCUGCUGCUGGGCACACCUGGACUGUGGCGUUGUGCCAGAGAGACAGUGACAGAGACGGUGUGUCUAAUGGUGCAGAGCUAGGUGACCCUAACUGCCGUUUUGUGCCUGGUUUCGGUGGUAGUUUGACUGCUCCCCAGAGGCAUCCCGGUAUCUGUGAGCCCAUUGGCAGUGCAGCCUGUGCCUGGCAGAACUUCUCCUGCCCACCCAUUGUACCAAGCCCACCUUUCAAACAGUUAUAAAUAUUAUUUUUUUUGUAUUACAUGCCUGAGAUUAUUUCAAAUAAAACAUUUUAUUUUUCUAUUC